Messenger RNA from Vitis riparia (riverbank grape), 1233 nucleotides. RefSeq lists its product as uncharacterized. NCBI's taxonomy places the organism in Eukaryota, Viridiplantae, Streptophyta, Magnoliopsida, Vitales, Vitaceae. The record is from RefSeq and is a predicted model, not a curated record. The transcript has a single exon. Bases 1 to 1233 code for a protein of 410 amino acids. Gene Ontology annotation, molecular function: zinc ion binding.
AUGUCUCGUGACAAUCGACAUGCAAGUAGUUGGUUGAUUGGUGAGAGUAUAAGAGAAACAUAUCAAGGGGUUGGUUGUGAAUUUCGACCAAAAGACAUUGUAGCAGACAUUCGAAAGCAGUAUGGCAUUCAAAUCAGUUAUGAUAAGGCGUGGAGAGCCAAAGAACUUGCUUUAGGUUCUAUUAGGGGAUCACCUGAGGAGUCUUAUAACACUUUACCGUCCUAUUGCUAUGUUUUAGAGCAAAAAAAUCCUGGUACCAUUACUGAUAUAGUUACUGAUUGUGAUAAUCAAUUGAAAUACUUUUUUAUGUCGAUUGGUGCAUCUCUUGCUGGGUUUCACACAUCAAUAAGGCCUGUGGUUGCAGUUGAUGGGACAUUUUUGAAAGCAAAGUACUUAGGGACUUUAUUUAUUGCAGCGUGUAAAGAUGGCAACAAUCAGAUAUACCCUUUAGCCUUUGGGAUUGGUGAUUCAGAAAAUGAUGCCUCAUGGGAGUGGUUUUUACAAAAACUACAUGAUGCACUUGGACACAUUGAUGAUUUGUUUGUGAUAUCAGAUCGACAUGGUAGCAUUGAGAAAGCAGUACAUAAAGUAUUUCCCCAUGCGAGGCAUGGUGUUUGCACUUAUCACGUUGGACAAAAUUUGAAGACAAAGUUCAAGAAUCCUGCAAUUCAUAAGUUGUUCCAUGAUGCUGCCCAUGCUUAUCGUGUUUUAGAGUUUAGUUUUAUAUUUGGGCAACUAGAGAUGAUUGACCCAAGAGCAGCAAGAUAUUUGAUGGAUAUAGGUGUUGAUCAAUGGGCACGUUCAUAUUCUACCGGAAAAAGAUAUAAUAUCGUGACGACAGGGAUCGUUGAAAGCCUUAAUGCUAUGUUGAAAAAUGCUAGAGAUCUUCCGGUUUUGCAAUUGGUUGAAAAAUUGAGAAACUUACUUCAAAAAUGGUUUGUGACUCGUCAACAACAAGCAAUGUCAAUGUCAACCGAACUUACCAUGUGGGCUGAUGGAGAACUUCGUUCUAGGUAUAAUAUGUCAGCAACAUAUCUAGUGGAACCUAUCAACUCCAAGGAGUGUAAUGUUAACUAUGUUGGCAUUAGUGCUCAAGUGAAUUUAGACACUCGUUCAUGCACAUGUCGACAAUUUGAUCUUGAUCAUAUUCCAUGUGCACAUGCUAUUGCUGCUUGUAGAUUUUACAACAUUUCAUGUUACACUUUGUGCUCCAAGUAUUUUACUACUAAAUAA